Messenger RNA from Rhincodon typus (whale shark), 2667 nucleotides. RefSeq names its product WD repeat domain 27 (gene wdr27). The record is from RefSeq and is a predicted model, not a curated record. NCBI's taxonomy places the organism in Eukaryota, Metazoa, Chordata, Chondrichthyes, Orectolobiformes, Rhincodontidae. Gene Ontology annotation, molecular function: protein binding.
AUGUUUAACUCCUACGGUUUUGAGUUAGUCAGCUUCCGCCCUGAUUUCGCCGCCCUUUCUGACCCUCGGGACGUGCCGUCUUGGCACCGCUGCCAUGGGAGACGGAGAGCCGGGGUGACGCUGAAGGACGCGCCACGGUCAUCACUGAAAAUGUGGGAAAGUACCACUAUCCACCAGAGUGCGAAAAAUGGUUAUUUGAAAGAAAUUAUUACAGAAAAGCAUUGUGUUCAUUCCUGUACUCCAUUGUCACAUAUUCAACUUGCUUGCUGCUGGAAAUAUUGUGCUUUCCCUUGUGAUAAACAAGUGUGUGUUUGGGAUAUCCACAAUCCUAUCCUGCAGACCUUGGAGUUAAAAGGCCACCAUCAAUCAAUUACUGCACUGGCAUUUGGAAACCACAAUGAACCAACACUUCUAUGUUCUGCAGCUGAAGAUUAUGCCAUUAUAUGGGAUGUGGAAGCGUGUCGAAUGAGUUUACAACAAGGCUUGGUCCCAAGAGGAAAUGUUGUAGGAACUCUGCUAGGAAAAGUUUUAUAUUUAUGUUUCAGUCCAGAUGACCAAGCACUGGCAACCUGCGCAGACAACAAAAUCUAUGUGUUGAGCUGCAAGCAGGAAGAUAUUUUGGCAAUCUUAGAAGGUCAUCUUGGUGUGGUAACGGCUGCAGAAUUUUGCCCUUGGCAGUUGAACAUACUUGUAUCGAUCUCUGAAGACAGGACUUUUAAGGUUUGGGAUCUCACUAGUAAUGUAUUACUGUAUCAGUCAGCAGUUUUAUCAGGCUCUCCUCUGUUAAGCUUGUGCAUGGACAGCAGAGUUAAUCAGUUUAUUACUGGCUCUGCUAAUGGUCAGCUAGAUGUUUUCACUUUGUUACAUGAGCAACAAUGCCGUCGUGUGCUGCACGUUGACCUAGCAAAAGAACAGCAGAAAUACUGCUGCAAGAUCCAGCGGAAAGUCAAGUUAUCAGAGAAUUCAGAUGUUGACAGUAUUAACAGCCUGAGGAAUUGCAAGAAUCUUCACUAUUCUUCAUCCUACCUUAAUGGUAAUAAUUUGGAAAGUGGACCACAUGCAUGUAUUGAACUUCCAAUCCUCAGAAUGUCUCAUUGUGAAUAUUUAUUAAGUAGUUUACUGAAAAAAGAUUCAAGUUUUACACCAGAAAACUCCAGCAGUCUAUGGGUAGGGACUAUAAAUGGCUUAUUCAAUGUUAAUUUGGCCACUGGGGAAAUUGAUGCUGCUGUCCAUUUUGAAGAUCAUCUAGGUUUAAGCAUUCGGACAGCUGGCUCUUAUGCAAUAGGAAGCAGAAACACUAACAAGGGCUUAAUACUCUUGCAAAAUAUAAUACAUCAUUUCCAUUUUGAAAUCCUGGAACUAGGUGCCAGCAGUAUAAAAGACAAGCCGGUUGUGUUUCAUACCAAAGUGAAGUCUUCUGGCUACACUGCAGCACCGAGGGUGAACAUGUUCACACCAAAAGUAAAUCCCCCAAAAUCUGUCAGCUCAGUGAUGAAGGAAAAAACUUGCAGUCUGAAGGGAGUUAGCAAAGAAUACCCGCUGAACAGUCUGGCGCCAAGCAGACUUCAUACAAGAAUUGCUGUUUCAAACCAACCAACACCUGUAUGCUGCAUUCAGUAUUCAGGAGAUGGGAAGCUGCUUGCUGUUGGAUUGGCUGACAAAUCCAUGCUUGUUUAUAAUUCAUCACUUACUGGAUCCCCGACUGUGUUUAAAGGUCAUGAUGGAGCAGUGAAUUGUGUUGGUUGGACUCAGAAUGAUAAAUGGCUGUUGACGGCAUCAGAAGACAGGUCAUUAUGGAUCUGGCCAGCUCAUGGCUCGGCACCUGCACUGAAGCUGGGGACUGAGACAUUUUCAAAGCCGGCACGAUCAGCUCAGUUCUAUUAUAUGGACAAAUUUCUGUUGUUCUCUUCAGGAUCAGAGUUUCAGCUGCAUGGAUACCAUUUGGAUACAAGCAGGGAUGACAUUAAAAGUUACAAAAGGAAGAGCAAAAGCAAAUUGGUCGGCAAAUUCAAGAUGUCUGACACCCAGGAGAUCAGUUGCCUGUCUGCAGUAAAUGACUUUUAUUCCUAUAUUGUGUUGGCGGCUGGCACAAACCGUGCUUUGGAGGUGUUUGAUCUGAACGUUGGUCAAAGUGUCGUAACUGUGCCAGAUGCUCACACUAGACCUGUGCAUCAGAUUUGCCAGAAUAACGGUUCAGUAUUUUGUACCCAAGCUUCUGAAUCCUAUAAUCUCUUCCUGACAACGGCUGUAACUGAUGGAAUCAAACUGUGGGAUUUACGGACAGUAAGAUCUGUGCGUCGAUACGAAGGACAUUACAAUCGCUGUCAUCCAUGCAAGAUUGCCCUGAGUCCCUGUGGGAGAUUCUUGGUCACAGGAUCUGAGGACAAGUGUGCCUAUCUGUUUGAACUUGGCUCCAGUAAUUUCAUCCACAAGUUAUCGGGACAUACAGAGACUGUCAUUACUUUGGCAUUUAGCUCUUCUGCACCAAAGACAGAACACCUCAAACCAUUGAGCUCCCAAGUGAGGAGGGUGAACAGGCACCCCGUCGUUAUUCACUCUCUCUCUCGGCUGGACGCAACAAAGUUCAUUUUAAAAGGCUUUCUUCCGUUGUGGAUACUUCACUUCCAGACCAAAAGGAACUGUGUCUUUAAUGAGCAGAAACAGUGA